AGUUGGAGAGAGCGACGGCACAAGGACCGCGUUUCUGCUCUCUUUGCAUUCUGGAACAUUUAUUCUCUGUUUUAUUAUAUAUACAGAGAGAUUUACAGUUUUGCACCGCGUACGCGACGUUGCCUCCUCUGUGGGAAAUUCACCGCGAGUUGGAGAAAGAGUUCGCUGCGCUCCGCGGAGUUGAGACGGAGGAAGGCUGUUCGUGGCUCAGGCAGAAAUAUUGUGGAUUUCCACCUUCUGGACACAUCUUUAUGUAGAUCUGGCCUUUGUUCACGCGAGUGAAGAAGUGCAAAGCAAUUAAUCUGACUGUCUAAACGCAGACUUGACAAGAUCCUGUUGUUUUUAAAAGAAGGGAAAGACGUGCAAUUUAGUUAGAAACACCGAGGAAGGAGCUACAUCUGUGCGGGACUCUCAUCCUGUCUCAUCUCAUCACCAUCACAUCCAUCAGAACCUGUAGACCUGAGGAGGGACUGUAAUCGAUUUGGCUUCGUCGGAGUUCCAGAGCAAAUAUGCCGCAGGUGGAAAUGAUCCUCUCCCUCAUCCUCAUCAUUGGGAUGUGUGUGUACGGCCAGGACCCGGCUUCCAAGGUGGUGUCCGACCGCUACGCCGUCUACUGGAACCGGACCAACCCCAAGUUUUACCGUGGCGAUUAUCACAUCGACGUCUGCAUCAACGACUACCUUGACGUCUACUGUCCGCACUACACUGGCCCAGUGUCGGACGACCGGGCCGAGCGCUACAUCCUCUACAUGGUGAACUAUGACGGCUACAGCUCCUGUGAUCACACCGCCAAGGGCUUCAAACGCUGGGAGUGCAACAGGCCUCUGUCGCCGAACGGACCGCUCAAGUUCUCAGAGAAGUUCCAGCUCUUCACUCCCUUCUCCUUAGGCUUCGAGUUUCGCCCUGGCAGAGAGUAUUAUUAUAUCUCCUCCAUCACCGACGACAAGGGGAGAAGAAGCUGCCUUCGACUCAAAGUCUUCGUUAGGCCUCAAAACAAUUGUGUGAAAAACUCCGGGAGCGUGCAGGAAGGGGUCGAUUUUGACGACAACAGUCACAACUCCCUAGAACCCAGAGACGGCAUUGGCCACGAGUCACCAGAACCAGCUCGGAGGGACGUGAACUCCGCCGGUCGGCGCCAGACCUCAGUCCUCCUGCUCAGCUCCGCCCUCAUACUCUUGGCUGCCAUCUUGUCUUUAUAGCGGGCAGUCGGAGGAAUCCCCCAGGAAUGGACUGUCCUAAUUGGACCACAGGCCACCCUACCCUGCAACCCCUCCCCUCAAGGAGCACUUUUUAAAAAAACAAAAAACAAAAAAAACACUGACAAUCUCUCUCGGCGAAAAGAGAGAAGGGACUUCGCUGAAGCCUUCGCUGUUUUUUUGACUUGCCAACCGGUGUGAUUCUUGACUUUCCGGCGGGUGCUGACGGUGGAGGCGCCCCGAGGUGAAAGAGCCGGAGUCUCUCGCCUGUUCGCCUCGCUGCCGCUCACAGUAUGCAGAUGUUAAACAUUUCUUUGUGUUAAUGACAAGCACACAUACAUGCUUUUAAACAUACACACACACACACUACACAAUCAGUACACUCUUUAGCUUGAAUGGCAGAGAAGCACAGCAGGAUCCCUCAAAAGUUUACAGACGUUUUUUUUGCGUUCAGGAAAGCAUCGCAUAACCCCCGACAUGUCACAUGAUUCAGUCUCACGUCAAAAAGUGGAGGAGGUGUCGAAGAAGAUCCGGGAGCGACGCAUCACACACGGGCCAACAGGAAGGAAAACAAGGCAGAUGUUGUUGCUAGGAGACUGUUGCCAGGGGGAUUGGGGUAGGGGGUUGUCGUUUGAUGACUUAACCUCCCUCCCGGGUUAAAAAGGAGCCGGAUGCAUCGUCUCAGACUGUGGAGGACCCUUGUGAGGGUAAAAAAAAAAAAGAAAAUUUAAAGAAGCACUCAUCUUUUAGUGUUUGGGUAGUGGAGAUUUAAUGAUCGAUUAAUGUAUUUGUUUUUUAAUAAAUCACAUAAUUCAAUUGUAGCAGCCUACACGGGUGUACAGUAAAAUAUUUGAACGGAGCGUAGAAGUGGAUAUGGUAUUUUGCCAGGCAAAAUGUAUUUUCCUAUUUAUUGUGAAGUCCUCGUGCUUUCUUUCUUUUCUGUUCCGGUUUAGUCUGUAAGUACAGUAGAAAGGCAAUAAAAAACAACUACACUUACCCGUUACGUUAGCUCAUAUUACACAGUUAUUUGAUACAAUCAUACAAAAACAAUGAGUACAGUUUAUGUAUGUGCUUGGAUUGAUCGCUGAUGAUGUUUUUUUUAAUUGUUUUUAACAAAGAAGAAGAAGAAAAAAAAGUCUGAUGAGCUAUCAGGGUGUAGAAAUGGUGAAAUAUUUGUGUUUCCAAUUUGUCAUGUCACAAAUGUAGUUUAACUGUUACACUCUUGCUUUGUGGAUCACUGUCAAAACACAGCUGUUGUAUAUAGAGGCGUAUUUCCUACAAAGUUCAGGGAUGUGUCCAUGCCUAACAUGAGGUGAAAAAAUUACGAUUAUUUUUUUUGUUUGUUUUUUUCAUCGGGGAGAGUCAAUCUUCCUCGAG
Messenger RNA from Chelmon rostratus (copperband butterflyfish), 2573 nucleotides. Its product is annotated as ephrin-A5b-like. The record is from RefSeq and is a predicted model, not a curated record. Lineage: Eukaryota; Metazoa; Chordata; Actinopteri; Chaetodontiformes; Chaetodontidae. Gene Ontology annotation, molecular function: ephrin receptor binding. The transcript is spliced from 5 exons. Gene Ontology annotation, cellular component: plasma membrane; external side of plasma membrane. Gene Ontology annotation, biological process: regulation of cell-cell adhesion; regulation of actin cytoskeleton organization; axon guidance. The coding region runs from base 510 to 1199 and encodes 229 amino acids.